Molecule: messenger RNA, 1479 nt
Organism: Sparassis crispa
Lineage: Eukaryota; Fungi; Basidiomycota; Agaricomycetes; Polyporales; Sparassidaceae
Exons: 2
Coding region: 1-1479 (492 amino acids)
Source: RefSeq, a predicted model, not a curated record
AUGCGCAUCUCUUCCUCGUUUGGCUUAGGCAAGAAUCCCAAACGAGACGCAUCUGCAGGGAUGACGGCGUUCAUGACCAUUCUGCGGGACCCAUCUCUGACCGCCCACCUUCUUGAAGUCAUUUUCGAUCGUGGGUUAGAGCGUCACUCCUUGUCUCGUCUGGCACGCACCUGCCGGGUAUUGAAAGAGCCCUCGCUGUCAGUUCUCUGGAGACACCUCGAUAGUCUCAAGCCCCUCGUCAAUCUCUUCCCUAACGUUAUUCAACGCACAUUCCGGGGUCGCGAUUCGAUGCGACCGAAGGAUUGGUCUCGUAUCCUGCCAUAUAGUUCGCGUGUGCAUAGCCUCAAUUUUACAGACCAUUUAAUUUCGUCUUAUUUCUGGUCCUUCUUGGAGAGAUGUCAUGGCGGCCCGGAGUAUAUUCUCCCGAACCUCAUGAGUCUGACAUGGCGAUCCAUGUCCGAUGAAUCCUUAUCUCAUUUCCAGUUAUUCUUAGGCCCCCGGCUGGAGACUUUUUCUCUGCCAUACCAGGAUCACUACCCGAGUACUGAAUGGAUCGACAAGAUACUACCACAAAUAGCAGCGCAUAGAUGUCUGACAACCAUAUCACUCCCUCUCUCUGAUUACACAUGGAGCCUUGAACCAGCUGGGUCACCAAGUGAUGUCAUUUGGGAGAAGGUAGUCAUUGACGGCCCAUCCCGGUACUUGCAGGAUCUCCUCCAGAAUGGUCCCUUCAUCAGGUGGAUAUCAGCUCUUCCCAGGUUGCACACCUUCGUCUGGAACGUAGGGUCUCUUAGUGUGAUCGUAGAAACACUCCGGUCCGUUGGCGACCUUGACACUACUCUGGGUUUCUCCAUCCUUCCAGCUUGCAAUGGGGAUGGUGGUUAUUCCACAGGAUCUAUCCUCCCCACACAAGAUCCGAAACUCGACUCGGACAAGACGAAACAAGUAAAGAGUGUACUACACAAUUGUGGUGAUCCACAAAUCUUCGCGCAGCUGACUCAUCUAGAGUUGUCUAUCAAGGACGUCGAAUAUUUUGGAACAUUCCUCAUGCAGCUUAGAAACCCGUUGCGCAAGCUCAGCCUGAAAACUACAGACGCACUAUUCAGAUAUCAAUGGGACGAUGUAUGUCUCGCUAUUUGCGAGCAUUCCGGAGAUACACUAGAAACGCUGGAGAUCCGCCACAAAUCGAUAAUGCGAUACCGUGGCGGUGACGCGCAUAUAGAUCUGACUUUACUUGCUCCCCUUCCGCGCCUACGACAUCUGACCAUCGACUUUCCAUAUCUCAGGCCUGUAUUUGAUGAUGAGGAUGUCGUUGACAUCGCGUUCACCUUGCCUCAACUCGCCGAGCUGAGCCUCUGCCCCGUGGUGCGAUUUCCUCAGCAGGAUGCCACACCGCGCCGACUGAUCUGGAACUAUGCAAGUCGAGACUGUCAUCAGGGAUCAGUGAGAUAUGAGGAGGUCUUCCCCGCAGAACAGUGA